Galendromus occidentalis (western predatory mite) is the source of this 771-nucleotide messenger RNA. RefSeq names its product Pdrg1 prefoldin-like subunit (gene Pdrg1). The coding region runs from base 292 to 726 and encodes 144 amino acids. The record is from RefSeq and is a predicted model, not a curated record. The transcript has a single exon. Lineage: Eukaryota; Metazoa; Arthropoda; Arachnida; Mesostigmata; Phytoseiidae.
GGAAGCAAGACAGGUCUGUUUCUGCUCCUAUCGUGGGCUCUGACAUCGUCGGAUAUCCCUCCCUGGUGUUGGUGACCAUCAAGAGCAUCACGGUGUGAAUUUCGAAAGCAGCGGUUGCAUGUAAUACUCUUGCGGAAGCAAUUCUGCCCAUAAAGACGUUCGAAUCGAGAGGCUGAUGAGAUUCCCGUGAUCGUGCGCUGGUCAUCCUCGUUCAACCAUCUCUGAUCCUGCUCUGGAGACUUGACUUCCUCUCUGAGUAGCCCAGCGGCUCGAACCCCCGGUCAGGAGACAAUGGAAGCGGCCGAGCAUCCGGAGGUGAAUUUCUUGUCGGAGAAAGUCUUCAAAAUUGUCAAACAAAUGGAGGCCUUGGCUGAAGAUAUUCUCGCCGAUAGACAGAAAAUGAUCGAGCUGGAUAAAAGGAGACAGAAGAAUCGUGAAGCUCUGAGAGCACUCAAGAAACUCGAGGCCGGGAAGACAGAAGCCUCGAGAACAUGGUGUGUUCACGGCAGCAGUUUCGUGCGCACCGACACUCGUGUAGCCGAAGCAGCUAUCUCAGCCGAGCAGUCUGAAAUCGAGAACGAGAUAGAAACCGUUCGAAAACGGAUGAAGAAGACGAUGCAGGAGCUCAGCUCACUCGAAGGUCGUAAAGGAAUCGAACACUUCGAUCUAAAACCCCUCAACAGAGACGAAAAAGACGCCCUUUAUAAAAUAAUAGGAGCAUCAUAGUCGCCUUUUGAUAAUGAUAAAUUAUUAUUCACGAAUAAAUGUUUG